Messenger RNA from Erpetoichthys calabaricus (reedfish), 1720 nucleotides. RefSeq names its product gamma-aminobutyric acid type A receptor subunit delta (gene gabrd). The record is from RefSeq and is a predicted model, not a curated record. The transcript has 9 exons. Gene Ontology annotation, molecular function: GABA-A receptor activity; extracellular ligand-gated monoatomic ion channel activity; neurotransmitter receptor activity. Gene Ontology annotation, cellular component: membrane; GABA-A receptor complex; neuron projection. Gene Ontology annotation, biological process: chemical synaptic transmission; signal transduction; nervous system process. Bases 167 to 1513 code for a protein of 448 amino acids. Lineage: Eukaryota; Metazoa; Chordata; Cladistia; Polypteriformes; Polypteridae.
GCCUGAAAGGGGGUGUGAGAUGCGACGUAUAUUCAAUUGAAGGACAUUGGAAAACGAUUAUUUAGUGUUAUGUAGCUUUCGAUUUAUCAUCUUCGUAACGAACGACUUACUUCGGACACCUCUAAGUUGAAUUUUGGAGACCAUAUACAAGAAGUCAGGCAGUAGCAUGACGAUUCCGGCGUUUUCCAUCCUGUGUGUAGUCCUGAUGCUCGUUUCACACUACAGGCUUAGUAGGGCAAUGAAUAAUAUUGGGGAGUAUAUUGGGACUGAUAUUGAAAUAUCAUGGCUUCCCAACCUAGAUGAUUUAAUGAUGGGUUAUGCACGCAAUUUCAGACCAGGAAUUGGAGGUCCGCCUGUUAACGUAGCAAUGGCUAUUGAAGUUGCAAGUAUAGAUCACAUCUCUGAAGUAAAUAUGGAGUAUACAAUGACAGUAUUUCUUCGUCAGAGUUGGCGGGAUGAGCGUCUCACCUAUAACCAUACAAACAAAACCCUGGGUCUGGACAGUCGCUUUGUGGAUAAACUCUGGCUUCCUGAUACAUUUAUCGUGAACGCAAAAUCUGCCUGGUUUCAUGAUGUCACUGUGGAAAACAAGCUGAUCCGUCUACAGCCAGAUGGUGUUAUUCUUUACAGCAUUAGAAUUACAUCCACUGUAGCAUGUGAUAUGGAUCUUACAAAAUAUCCAAUGGAUGAACAAGAGUGCAUGCUAGAGCUUGAAAGCUAUGGCUAUUCCUCAGAAGAUAUUGUGUACCACUGGUCAGAGAGCCAAGAACACAUUCACGGUCUUGAUAAGCUUGAGCUUUCUCAGUUCACCAUAACUGACUACAGAUUUAACAUAGAGAUGAUGAACUUUAAAAAAGCUGGAAGAUUUCCAAGACUCAGACUUCAUUUUCAAUUGCGGAGAAACCGAGGAGUUUACAUUAUUCAGUCGUAUGUCCCAUCUAUCUUACUUGUUGCAAUGUCCUGGGUGUCAUUCUGGAUCAGCCAGUCAGCAGUGCCUGCUAGAGUAUCAUUAGGAAUCACUACAGUACUGACAAUGACAACCUUGAUGGUCAGUGCCAGAUCUUCUCUUCCCCGAGCCUCUUCUAUUAAGGCUCUAGAUGUCUAUUUCUGGAUCUGUUACGUGUUUGUGUUUGCUGCAUUAGUUGAAUAUGCUUUUGCCCACUUCAGUGCUGACUAUAUGCGAAAACAACGAGCCAAAACCAAGUCAAGCAAAUCAAGUACUGAGUCUAUUGUGAAAAAUGGACAACGGGCAAUGGUGCUGUUUUCUCUAACAGUGGCCAGUAUGAAUCAGGGACUUAUCUACAGCCGUCAGCAACGAUCCCAAAAGCCCCCUGGAGUGGAUAAUGGCAAUACUAAGGCUAAGAAACAUGAAAACAAGAUUGAGAAAAAGGGCUGCUUAAAGUCUGUCUUCAAACCAAUUGAUGCCGACACUGUUGACAUCUAUGCCAGGGCGGUAUUCCCAGCAGCCUUUGCAGCUGUUAACAUUAUCUAUUGGGUAGCAUACACAAUGUAAAACUGGAACUUUGAAUAAGACUGUGAAUAAUAUGUUAUAUAACAAUUAGAACUGUGCCAGUAAUUGCUUAUAUAGUCUUUUUCCUGUUGGAUGGUAUUGUCUCAGUAAAUAUGGAUGCACCACUAGAGCUAAUAAAAGUAGAAGCCUAAUGCUAUCAGCUCCUUCAAACCCACAUACUGACUUGUUUCCCAAGUAUAUUCUGCUUUC